AUGAAAAAGCUCUGCGACACGGUUCGUCCUUCCCGCCCCAGCGGUCACCGCCACUGUGACAGCUGUUUCAGCCAGUGCUGCAAGGCCCCUGUGGAGAUCUCGGUGUCAUGUGUGCUCAUCCCCUGCCGCCUACAGUGCGGCGCCUUCUUUCACCUGUGCAAGGAGGAGGAGCAUGCGCUACUCUGCCCCAAUGAGAGGGUGCCGUGCUUAAACGCGGGCUUCGGCUGUCCAAUCAGCAUGCCCCGUUCCUGGCUGGCGGCCCACCUGCAGGUCUGUCCAGCCAGCGUGGUGUGCUGCUCCAUGGAGUGGAACCGCUGGCCAGCCGAGGACGCCCAGUCACACACACAUUCGGCCCUGCAGGAUAACCUAGUGAAGGAGGAGGGGGGAGGACACGGUGAGGCGCUGGACCUGGCCAUGGCUCUGAGAGAUCAGCACCAUUUGUUCCACUCCCUGAAGAUGAAGAAUCUCUUCCCUGAGCUGAUUGAGAGGGUGGAAGUGGAGGAGAGGGAGGAGCAGAGGAGAAGGGAGGGGAGGAGGAGGGAGAAGGAAGAGAAGGAGAGGGAGGCCCUGGAGGCACAGGGAGUGGAUGGAGGACUGUCUUUCCCUAACAGGAUUGGCUGUGUGUCUCCUGCUAAUCGAGGAUGGUAUGGACCUCUACCUGAGGAUAUUCAGGAGGUGGUUAGGGAGAGGGACAGAGAGAGGGGGGAGGAGAUAGAGUUGACCCAGGAGGAGAGGGAGGAGCUGGCCAGGGGAAGGGUGGUAGGAUCAGGGGGCCCGGUGGCCUACGUCUGGGAGCGCAUGUUUAACAUGGAGAGGGGAGGCUGCAUGAUAGCUGAGGCUAACCAAGAGGCAGGGGCAAGAGGCAGAGGUCAGGGUCAAGCAUCAGGAGUUAGAGGUCAAGAGAUGGAGUCACAUCAAUCACAGACCCUGACCACCACAGGGACACACGCACUUAAUGACACACACACACACACAGACAAACGCCCCAACCCCCACUGUGUGGCCUGUCUGGCAGGCACUAAGAAGAAGCAGAUGUAUUACUACAGCCAGCUGGAGCCCAUGAAAAUCAACACAGUGAGGACCUUUAAGAUUCCCACCAGCUUCACGGCCAAACACACACGCAUCAGGAACCCCGGACACCGGAAGAGGGUGGAUAUGGCCGUGGACACCAGCGACCUAGGGGUGGAGCCACAGGACAUGCCUAUCUGGGAGGAGGUGCAGGCCAGUCUGCUGUGUUCUCUGGAGAAGGAGCAGAGGGGUCACCUGAUCGCUGAGUCACAGUCCAGCGACGCCCUCCUGAGCGACACAGGGACGCAGACCUACGCCUUCCUGUCAGCUCCGUUCGGUCGUGACACUUCAUUGGCCAGUCUGACGGAGGACCGCCCCCUCCAGCUCCACCUCCAGCUGCAGGCGAAGGGUGUGACAGCCCGACACAACAAGUCUAGCUCCGCCUUCACCUUUCUCUGUGGACACACCUUCCAACGCAGAGAGUUCCCCAAACACUUCAGGAACGUGCACACCGACAUACAGAUGUGUGCUAGUGGCUGGUUUGAGCAGAGGUGUCCCCUAGCCUACCUGGGCUGCACUUACAGCCAGAGGAGGUUCCAGCCCUCCACACACACUGCCACCGUCACCUACAACAAAGAGCUUAGUAGCUUCAGCCUGAGACCCACGGUCCCUGCCUCUCUAAAUGAGGAACCCCAAUACUCCAAGUCCCAGCCUGCUCCAGAACCAGUCUCAAACCUCAGGAGGCGAAGGUCGAGGGGUGGAGGUGGAGGGGACCAGGACUCUCUGAGCACUCUGCCCUACGAAGUGCUGUACCACAUGGCCAGCUUCCUGGACAGCCUUUCCCUGUCCCAACUGGCCCUGGUGUCCCACCUCAUGAGGGAGGUGUGUUCCUCUCUGCUGCACGACAGGGGGAUGGUCUCCCUCCUCUGGGAGAAGAAGACCUAUAAGACUGGCAUGGCCAAGUGGAAGGCCAAGAAGGUGGUGUGGCAGUUCAGUACUCUGUUCUCUCCAGUAGAAGCAUGGUGUUUUGACAGCAAUGUACCCUCCAUGUCAGACCACCUGAAGGUGUGCCCUUACUACGAGAUGGAGCCCAGGACUGAGCGUGUACUCCUGCCUCAUAUUGUCAACAACAAAAUGAACACAGACACACAAAGCAACAGCAAAAGUCUGGUCACCCUGUUCCAGAAGAAUAUUUGA
Molecule: messenger RNA, 2205 nt
Organism: Oncorhynchus masou masou (cherry salmon)
Lineage: Eukaryota; Metazoa; Chordata; Actinopteri; Salmoniformes; Salmonidae
Product: F-box only protein 40-like
Exons: 6
Coding region: 1-2205 (734 amino acids)
Cellular component (GO): cytoplasm
Molecular function (GO): ubiquitin protein ligase activity; zinc ion binding; protein binding
Source: RefSeq, a predicted model, not a curated record